CCUCCUGUGGAAGUAAGAUGCUAAGAAGCACAACUGCUUUUUGGAUCUAAGUCCCCGUGUUUUCCGAGAAGGAGCUGUAGGAGGGGCAGGGGCAGAGAUGGCAUCCGCGGACUCCGAGGCACCCGCUCCCUUCUGAGUCGUGCAAGGGUCAGGACCACACUGGGACCAAACCACCAGCAACGCCUCAGAGCGUGUCUUCUUAAUAGGACCAUGGCGUGUAAGAAAAUUAACUACCUUCUCAUCUUCUACCUCAGUUUCUCACACUUCAUCUACAUAAAAAAUUCCUUUUGCGAUAAAAAUGCCACCAAGUGCCUCUCAAAUCCUUGCCAAAACAAUUCUACGUGCAAUGGUUUUUCAAAAGACAGGAAUUGCCGUUGUUCAGACACGGCCACUCAUUUGGACAAAAGCUGUGACAACGUGCAAGAUCCUUGCUUCUCCAGUCCUUGUCAAGGAAACGCCACUUGUGUGAACACCCCAGGAGAAAGGAGCUUUCUGUGCAAAUGUCCUCCUGGGUAUAAUGGGACGUCCUGUGAAACUGACAUUGGCUCCUGUGGCAUGAACUCCUGCCAACACGGAGGUGUCUGCCGUCAGGACCCCGUUCUCCCUGUCUGCCUCUGCCCUGCUGGAUAUGCCGGAAGAUUCUGUGAGAUGGAUCACGAUGAGUGUGCUUCCAGCCCUUGCCACAAUGGGGCUGUGUGCCAGGAUGGAGUCAACAGUUACUCCUGCUUCUGUGUCCCGGGAUAUCAAGGCAGGCACUGCGACUUGGAAGUGGAUGAAUGUGUCUCAGAUCCCUGCAAGAAUGCAGCGACGUGCCUCAAUGAGAUAGGAAGAUACACUUGUGUUUGUCCCCCAGGUUAUUCUGGUGUCAACUGUGAAUUGGAAGUUGAUGAAUGUUGGUCCCAGCCCUGCCUAAAUGGUGCCACUUGUCAGGAUGCUCUGAGGGCUUAUUUCUGUGCCUGUGCUCCUGGAUUCCUUGGUGAUCGCUGUGAACUCCACGUUGACGAGUGUGCCAGUCAGCCAUGUCUCCACGGAGGGCUGUGUGUGGAUGAAGGUAACAGAUAUAGCUGUCACUGCACAGGGAGUGGAUUUACAGGGACACGUUGUGAGACCUUGAUGCCUCUAUGUUGGUCAGAACCCUGUCACAAUAAUGCUACAUGUGAGGACAGUGCUGACAAUUACACUUGUCACUGCUGGCCUGGAUACACCGGUGCCCAGUGCGAGACGGACAUCAACGAAUGCAGUAGUAAUCCCUGCCAGUCUGAGGGGGAAUGUGUGGAGCUGUCCUCAGAGCGACUGUAUGGACGCAUUGCUCAGCUGCCUUCUUCAUUCAGCUACCCUGAAGCUUCGGGUUAUGUCUGUAUCUGUCGGCCUGGGUUCACAGGAAUCCACUGUGAAGAAGACAUCGAUGAAUGCUCUUCAAAUCCUUGCCAAAAUGGUGGUACUUGUGAGAACUUACUUGGAAAUUAUACUUGCCAUUGUCCAUUUGAUAACCAUUCUGGAAUAUUUUAUGGAGGAAGGGACUGUUCUGAUAUUCUCCUGGGCUGUACCCAUCACCAAUGUCUAAAUAACGGAACAUGCAUCCCUCACUUCCAAAAUGGCCAGCAUGGAUUCAGCUGUGUAUGCCCAUCUGGCUAUACUGGGUCACUGUGUGAAAUUGUCACCACGCUUUCCUUUGAGGGCAAUGGCUUCCUGAGGGUCACAAGUGGCUCAGUUACAGCCAAGGGCUCGGUUUGUAGCAUAGCCCUCAGGUUUCAGACUGUUCAGCCAAGGGCACUUCUACUUCUCCGAGGCGACAGGGACAUGUCUGUAAUGCUGGAGUUGCUGAGUGGCUACAUUCACUUGUCAAUUCAAGCCAAUAAUCAGUCAAAGGUGCUUCUGUACAUUUCCCAUAAUACCAGCGAUGGAGAGUGGCAUUCAUUGGAGGUGGUGUUUGCAGAGGCUGUGACCCUUACUCUACUGGACAACUCUUGUAAGGAGAAAUGCAUCACUAAAGCUCCUUCUCCAUUUGAAAGGGAUGGAUCCAUAUGCACUUUUCCAAACUCCUUUUUGGGUGGUUUGCCAGUGGGAACGACUGGCAAUGGUGUUGCUCUGCUUAACAUCUAUAAUAGACCAUCCACACCUUCCUUUGUAGGCUGUCUCCAAGACAUUAAAAUUGAUUCACAUCAUAUUACCCCAGAGAACAUUUCAUCUGGCUCAUCAUUAAACAUCAAGGCAGGCUGUGUGAGAAAGGAUUGGUGUGAAAGCCAACCUUGUCAAAAUAGAGGACGUUGCACCAACUUGUGGCUUAGUUACCGAUGUGACUGCUACAGGCCCUAUGAAGGCCUAAACUGUCUGAGAGAGUAUGUGGCAGGCAGAUUUGGCCAAGAUGACUCUACUGGAUACGCUGUUUUUAAUCUUGACGAGAGUUAUGGAGAGAACUUCACCCUCUCCAUGUUUGUUCGAACACAUCGACCAUCAGGCUUACUUCUAGCUUUGGAAAACAGCACUUACCAAUUCAUCCGUGUUUGGCUGGAGCAUGGCAGACUAGCAAUGCUGAAUCCAAGUUCCCCCAAAUUAGUAGUCAAGUUUGUUCUUAGUGAUGGCAAUAUCCACUUAAUAUCUUUGAAAAUCACGCCAAAUAAAAUUGAACUGUAUCAGUCUUCACAAAACCUAGGAUUUAUUUCUGCACCUACUUGGAAAAUGCAAAGAGGAGAUGUCAUCUACAUUGGUGGCCUGCCUGACAAACAAGAGACUGAAGUUAAUGGUGGAUUCUUCAAAGGCUGUAUCCAAGAUAUAAGAUUAAAUAACCAAAAUCUGGAAUUCUUCCCAAAUUCAACGAGCAAUGCAUCCCACAAUCCAAUUCUUGUCAAUGUGGACCGGGGAUGUCCUGGAGACAACAUGUGCAAGUCCAAUCCCUGUCACCACGGAGGUGUUUGCUAUUCCCUGUGGGAUGACUUCUCAUGUUCCUGCCCUGCGAACACAGCUGGGAAAGCCUGUGAGGAUGUUCAGUGGUGUGAGCUCAGCCCAUGUCCCCCCGGAGCCCAGUGCCAGUUGGUGCCUCAAGGAUUUGAAUGCACUGCAAAUGCUGUUUUUAAUAGACAAAGCAGUGGAAUAUUAUUCAGGAGCAAUGGGAAUAUUAGCAGAGAACUCACCAACAUCACAUUUGGCUUCAGAACAAGGGAUGCAAAUGGGAUCAUAUUGCACGCAGAGAAGGAGCCUGAAUUCCUUAACAUUAGCAUUCAAGAUUCCAGAUUAUUAUUUCAAUUGCAAAGUGGCAACAGUUUUUAUUUGCUGAGUCUGACGAGUUUGCAGUCAGUGAGCGAUGGCAUAUGGCACCAAGUGACUCUUUCCAUGACAGACCCACUGGCCCAGGCCUCCAGGUGGCAAAUGGAAGUGGACAACCAAACACCUAUCGUGACCAGUGCCGUUGCUACGGGAAGCCUCAACUUUCUGAAGGAUAAUACAGACAUUUAUGUGGGUGACCGAGCCACUGACAAUAUGCAGGGCCUGCGAGGGUGUCUAGGUACAAUAGGAAUUGGUGGCGUUUAUCUCUCCUACUUUGAAAAUAUUCCUGGUUUCAUUAAUAAACCUCAGGAAGAGCAGUUUCUCAAGAUCUCUAUAAAUUCAGUGGUUACUGGCUGUUUGCAGUUAAACGCCUGCGGCUCCAACCCCUGCUUGCAGGGAGGAGCUUGUGAAGACGUCUACAGCUCUUAUCGCUGCUCCUGUCCCUUGGGUUGGUCAGGGACACGCUGUGACGUCAACGUUGAUGAGUGCUUUUCUAACCCCUGUAUCCACGGCAACUGCUCCGACGGAGUUGCAGCCUAUCGCUGCAGGUGCGAGCCUGGGUACAGCGGUGUGAACUGUGAGGUGUUUAUAGACAAUUGCCAGAGUCACCAGUGUGCAAAUGGGGCCACCUGCAUCAGUGACACCAAUGGCUAUUCUUGCCGCUGUUUUGGAAAUUUCACAGGAAAAUUUUGCAGACACACCAGAUUACCCUCAACGGUCUGUGGGAAUGAGAAGACAAACUUCACUUGCUACAGUGGAGGCAGCUGCACAGAGUUCCAGGGUGAACUCAGAUGUGCGUGCCGGCCAGGUUUUACUGGGGAAUGGUGUGAAAAGGACAUUGAUGAGUGUGCCUCCAAUCCGUGCCUGAACGGAGGCCUCUGCCAGGACUCGCUCAACAAAUUCCAGUGCCUCUGCGACGUGGCCUUUGCUGGCGAGCGCUGCGAGAUAGACUUGGCAGGUGACUUGAUCUCGAACAUUUUCACCUCCAUCGGCUUGGUGACGUUAGCCUUGUUGUUGAUCCUCUUUCUGGCGGUUGCUGCUUCCGUUGUCGCCUCCAACAAAAGGGCAACUCAGGGAACCUACAGCCCGAGCCAGCAGGAGAAGGAGGGCUCUCGAGUGGAGAUGUGGAGCACGAUGCCACCCCCUGCGAUGGAGAGGCUGAUUUAGGAGCGUUCUGUCUCUCUGAGAAGGAGAUCCACACUCUGAGAACGUGAGGACUGUCCUCCAGUGUUUUUCUGACAUACCUGGAGAUAUCAGUUUACAGCUGGGAUUAUAUUUACACUGUGGGAAGGACCCCUUUGACCUUCUUAAAGACUUCCAUAGUGGUUCAACUCGACACCAUUGUUUUAUUGUGCUAUGUUAGACAAUCACAGAAGAAUGUUUUUGUGCCAGUAAUUUCAGCCUGGUAAUUAGCAAAAAUAUCUUCCCGGGGACAGUGUCUUCUGGGAGAAGCUCCAGUCCUGUCAUUUAUACUCUUUACUCUCUGCAACUUGGGAACAUUGUUUUAGUUUGCCCAUUAGCUGGCAACUGCGUUUUUUUUACACAGAAACUACAGGAAAAAAAAAUAGAAUACAUUUCUCACUCUUCCUAUCACGUGUGGAAGGUUUUAGUUGUAUACCUAUGAUGAGAUGUACACGUUUGUCCUUCAGUCAUGGAUUUGAGAAAGCCAAAGGAAUUACUUAUGGCUAAAAGGCAACCCAAGGUGAACAAAUAAAAAUUGAAAUG
Ceratotherium simum simum (southern white rhinoceros) is the source of this 4989-nucleotide messenger RNA. NCBI's taxonomy places the organism in Eukaryota, Metazoa, Chordata, Mammalia, Perissodactyla, Rhinocerotidae. The record is from RefSeq and is a predicted model, not a curated record.